UAAACCAGGUUAUUUUAAGCAUAGGUGUUAUGUUAAUGUUUCAAGAUCCAUAACUCUUGUUAACUGUCAUUGUUGCAAGAUCCAUAACUCUUGUUUAAUACAACUAUAUAACUGGGCAUGCGCGGUUGCUACUUCCUUUUCCUGCUCAAUCCAAAGUUGAUAGGUGGCACAAAUUCAUCUUAGAAAAAAUAUCCAGUGCAUCCAAAGUUGAAGAGAUGUUGAGAGCUAGCAAAGUUAGGACGUCGAAGUCCAAGAGCCCUUAUGCCAGACCUCCCACGAGGGGAGCGGUUGUAGCCUCCCGGGCGUCUACACGGAUGCCAAAUGUGACUUCGUCCUCCAGCGGUCCUUCCACAGUUGCAGUUACCGAGUCUACAGGUAGAAUAUAUGAUAGGAGCCAAAGUUUGCCAGUCCCUGUAGUACAACCAACUGUACAACCUGUUCUAGACCGGGCAAGGGCCCCAUCGGAUCAGACGGUCGAGCCUUCAGUAGCAGGAUCUAGCACCAAUACAGUUUUGGAAGUUUCAUCAGCUGGCUCCUGGGGCGCAGCCUUAUCCUUGUCCAGUUCCUACACAAUUUUUGCAAAUUAUUCAUCAAUUGUAGAGGAUCUAGUAGAAGCUAGUAUUUCUGAGAAUACAAACAAAGUUUAUAAGCAAGGCAUUCAAGCAUUUUUCAAAUAUAGGGUAGAUAAGUCUCUACAACAGUUGUGGCCACCUCCUAUCGACCAUGUUAUCAAUUUUAUUGCAUACAUGUAUGAACGUAAUUGUGCAUUUUCAACUGUUAAGUGUUAUCUGUCAGGUUUGAGUUUUUUCAUAAAUGUUCAUGGUUGGACAAAUCCAGUGGAAUCGUUUUUGAUUAAGAAAUUGCUCAGUGGAUACAAAAGGUCUACAUUAACUAGCGAUAUUAGAAGGCCUAUAACAUUACAAAUGCUCCUCAGUAUCAUAGAUACUUUGCCUCAAGUAACAUAUUCAACAUACGAGGCAAUGCUAUUUCAAUGUGCAUAUUUGUUGGCAUUUUUUGCUUUGCUUAGAGUUAGUGAGGUGGUGUCCCUUCAGUCAAAUUGUGUACAGCUAUUGCAGGACCAGGUUAUUAUCCUUAUCAAAAGCUCCAAGACUGAUCAAUUGUAUCAAGGCUCGUCAGUGAAAGUUCUAAAGCAUGCCCAGUCACAAAUUUUGUUUUUAUUAUUGCAGAAAUUUCUUGUUGUGAGGCAUACUGUAAGAUCAAAUAAAUUUUUCGUGCAUUACAACUCCAAACCUUUAACUCAAUAUCAGUUUUCAAGCAUGCUAAACAGGUGUUUAUCAUUUUUGAACAUGCCUACAUCUAGUGGUGUUUAUAAAUCCCAUUCCUUCAGAAUUGGCGGGGCCACCCAUUUAUAUUUAAGUGGCAUGAAUGAAUCUGAAAUUAAAAUCAUGGGUAGAUGGAAUUCCUCAGCUUACAAAUCAUACAUCAGACCAAUUCUUUAAGUGUAAAUUAUAAUAUGUACUGAUUACAAAU
This is a messenger RNA of Magallana angulata, 1491 nucleotides long. RefSeq lists its product as uncharacterized. The transcript is spliced from 3 exons. Gene Ontology annotation, biological process: DNA integration; DNA recombination. The record is from RefSeq and is a predicted model, not a curated record. Lineage: Eukaryota; Metazoa; Mollusca; Bivalvia; Ostreida; Ostreidae. Bases 216 to 1460 code for a protein of 414 amino acids. Gene Ontology annotation, molecular function: DNA binding.